CUUGGUACUCACAGCUUGAGGUGCGCGGCUAGACUGACUGUCUGGCUCGCUCGCGGUGGCUGGUGCUAGUGCUGGUGCUGCUGGUCAGGCACAAACAUAAUGCACAUGCACUCUGUCAGGAGUAUUUUAGUCUCACGCAUGCUUUAUCUCUUGGGUCACUGGGAAAUUUUACAUGGUUGCAGUUUUAAAUGAGGACAAUGCGCAUGCUCAAGUUUCCACCGACGACGCCACAGGAUCUCAAGGUCGCAGCUUGCAUUGAGCGAAAACGACGAAAUCAAGAGGCUCGAAAACAGAGAAUAUUCGAUCCACGAUGCCAAACCGGGAUAGACAAAGAGUUCUUGGAUUGGCAGAUAAAAGAAAAAGAGCGACUGCGUCAGCAAGAACGAGAACAAGAAUGCCGGAUGGAUGAAGCGCUGCUGCGCAGCAGUAAAUUCGCAAUGAUGCUUGAGAAGCGGGAGGAGGAGGAAAAGAAGAAGAUAAAUCGUGAUAUAAAUUCAUACCGGCAAAUCUAUCAACGUCCGCAGGAUCGUCGCGACUUUGAUCUUUACGAUCCGGAUAAUUUGAAAAAAUCAUUACCAGGUCGGCUAGCCGAUGAUGAUCCGCGAAUUGGACCUUCUUCUGCUCAAAAAUUUGAGGGUGAAGAUCUUGAGCAAGUUAAAAGACGGAGCAGAGAUAAAGAGCAGAUGCAAUCGAGUCUUAUGCAGCAGGUGUACGAGAAACAAAAAAACAAACAAGAACAACAACAUGCUGAUGAAUCUCUUCAACGAAUGAUAUUAUCUAGGGACAGACGUGCGAUCGACCUUGAACGAAUGGAAGAAGAAUGCCGAAGAAAACUUAAUGAAGCUAAUGCACAGUUUAAUCGUGCCCUUGCUGAGGAACAGGAGUACCGUAACAAAUGUCAGGCAAUAAAAGAUGAAGAAGAUAAACGUGCUGAGAUUUACAAUCACCUUACCGGUGAUUUCCUAACAGAAGCCCGUGAACAAGCUCUAAGUCAUUGUGGGCCAAGUAAGUUACUUGCCUAUCGGUACAAAGGCAUGACAUCUGACGAGUUAAAGGCAAUAUGGAAUGAACAAGCUCACCAGAUGAAGGAAAUUCAGAAAAUGAAGGAUGAACAAAAGAAAAAAAACAAUGAAUGGGAUCGUUUAAUGAUCGGUAAUGCUUAUGCUGCUGAAGUUUAUAAUCAACAAUUAGAGCGCCAAAAAAUGGAAUUAAGAAAAAGAAUCGCUGAAGAAAAUUUACAGCUAGCGCAACAGCAGAAAUCACAUCAGGAUUAUUUGAACAAAGUGGUUUAUAAGUAUCAGCAAGAACCCGAAUUUUUUAAUCAAUUCAAUUCAUGCCCUCGUUAAAUUCAUUUUAUUUAUAAUUGUAGUACCACUAUUAGUGUUAUCAACAUGAAAAAUUUCCUAAGAUUUAAAUAUCUAGUUUUAUAAUUUUUAGUAUUAAUUAACUUGUGCAAAAAAAUCUGAAAACGGUCAAAUUUUUGCUGUUUCAGUAUCAUCAAUUAUUUACAAUUAAGAUAUUUAAAUUAUAAAAUUACCAGAGUACCAACCGCAAUAUAAUCAAAGUCUAAAAAAAUUCAAGUCAAGUUUAUUAAUAAUAAUAGUACGUCACACAAAUAAAA
Cotesia glomerata is the source of this 1621-nucleotide messenger RNA. RefSeq names its product RIB43A-like with coiled-coils protein 2. Bases 189 to 1346 code for a protein of 385 amino acids. Lineage: Eukaryota; Metazoa; Arthropoda; Insecta; Hymenoptera; Braconidae. The record is from RefSeq and is a predicted model, not a curated record. The transcript has 9 exons.